ACCUUCCUCCCCCCCUCCUUUUCCUCCUUCUUCCUUUCUGCUCUCUGCAACAUCACCAUUCCAAAAGCCCUCUCUCUCUCUCUCUCUCUCUCUCUCUUCUUUCUCUCUCUACCUGGUGGAUUCGCCGCGAGCUGAGGAGCAGAGAGUUUUUGGGAGCCAGCAAAAAUGUCGAGGAAGGGUUUGAUGGAGCAGGACCUGAGUAAAUUGGAUGUGACGACGUUAACUCCACUCUCUCCUGAAGUCAUAUCCCGCCAAGCCACGAUUAACAUUGGCACGAUCGGCCAUGUGGCGCAUGGAAAGUCGACAGUGGUUAAAGCUAUAUCUGGCGUCCAGACUGUUCGUUUCAAAAACGAAUUAGAGCGAAACAUCACCAUUAAGCUUGGAUAUGCCAAUGCAAAGAUUUACAAAUGUGAAGAUGAACGAUGUCCUAGGCCUAUGUGCUACAAAGCUUAUGGAAGUGGAAAAGAAGAUACUCCUGCGUGUGAUGUACCUGGGUUUGAAAAUUGCCGAAUGAAGCUCCUCAGACAUGUGUCCUUUGUUGAUUGUCCUGGUCACGAUAUUCUCAUGGCUACUAUGCUUAAUGGAGCAGCUAUUAUGGAUGGUGCAUUGCUGCUCAUUGCUGCAAAUGAGAGCUGCCCCCAACCUCAAACUUCUGAACACCUGGCUGCUGUUGAAAUUAUGCGCCUCCAACAUAUUAUAAUCUUGCAAAACAAGAUUGAUCUUAUACAGGAAAAUGUAGCUAUCAACCAGCAUGAAGCAAUUCAGAAAUUUAUUCAGGGAACUGUAGCUGAUGGUGCACCAGUUGUCCCAAUAUCUGCCCAGCUAAAGUACAACAUUGAUGUUGUUUGUGAGUACAUUGUGAAAAAGAUUCCCAUUCCAGAGAGGAACUUUAUUGAUCCACCAAAUAUGAUUGUGAUUCGAUCUUUCGAUGUCAAUAAGCCUGGUUUUGAGGUUGAUGAGAUAAGAGGCGGCGUGGCUGGUGGAAGUAUUCUCAGAGGUGUUUUGAAAGUAAAUCAGAUGAUUGAAGUUCGUCCAGGAAUUGUUGUUAAAGAUGCAAAUGGUACUAUUCGUUGUACACCAAUAUACUCCAGAAUAGUAUCCCUGUUUGCGGAGCAGAAUGAACUCCAGUUUGCUGUGCCUGGAGGUCUCAUUGGAGUUGGUACUACCAUGGACCCUACCUUGACCAGAGCUGAUAGAUUGGUGGGUCAGGUUCUUGGGGAGGUUGGAUCCCUCCCCGAGAUCUAUGUUGAGCUCGAGGUGAAUUUCUUCCUUCUGCGACGACUUCUAGGUGUCAGGACAAUAGGAUCAGAGAGGCAAGGAAAGGUGUCAAAGUUGACCAAGGGAGAGAUCCUCAUGUUGAACAUCGGCUCAAUGUCCACCGGCGCUCGUGUCAUUGCCGUGAAGAAUGAUUUGGCCAAGCUGCAGCUCACUUCUCCAGUGUGCACAAGCAAAGGCGAGAAGAUUGCCCUCAGUCGGCGAGUCGAAAGCCACUGGCGUCUGAUUGGAUGGGGCCAGAUCCAGGCUGGAAUGAUACUUGAGGUCCCGCCAGUACAAUCGUGAGUGAAUUGUUACAUAAAAAGAUUUGAAAAGCGAGAGAAAGACGGAGAUUUGUGAAAGAUUCAUUGAAGAGUUACAAAGAUGUGGGAAGGCAGAGAAUUGAUGGGUACGAUUUUUGUCAGAUGGAGAAGAAAACAUUUAGCUUGGACUCCUUAUUGCUUUUGUUGUGUGAUUCUUUUUUGCUCUGUUCGGAAUCAUGUGAUUUUUGUGACAGUCCCCUGUUGAGAUGGGGGUCAAAUAUACACUCCCGUUUGGGCGAAUGUGGCCGAUUCUUUCAUAAAAAGUACACUCAAUGAGAGACUCAAAAGUCAUACGUUCAUUGAGA
Eucalyptus grandis is the source of this 1882-nucleotide messenger RNA. RefSeq names its product eukaryotic translation initiation factor 2 subunit gamma. The transcript has 9 exons. Gene Ontology annotation, cellular component: cytosol; eukaryotic translation initiation factor 2 complex. The record is from RefSeq and is a predicted model, not a curated record. Lineage: Eukaryota; Viridiplantae; Streptophyta; Magnoliopsida; Myrtales; Myrtaceae. Gene Ontology annotation, molecular function: translation initiation factor activity; GTP binding; GTPase activity. Gene Ontology annotation, biological process: positive regulation of translational fidelity; formation of translation preinitiation complex. Bases 166 to 1560 code for a protein of 464 amino acids.